This is a messenger RNA of Corticium candelabrum, 976 nucleotides long. Its product is annotated as spherulin-2A-like. The transcript has a single exon. The record is from RefSeq and is a predicted model, not a curated record. Bases 75 to 881 code for a protein of 268 amino acids. Lineage: Eukaryota; Metazoa; Porifera; Homoscleromorpha; Homosclerophorida; Plakinidae.
GGAGCGCAAAUCACUUUACUAGACGUGCCGUAGCUACUGUUCACAUCUACAGCAGAUCUGCCGGUUGUCUCACCAUGAACAUUAGUUUAGUGGUAAAUCCGAAUCCAGAAAGCUGUAGCGUAAAUGUCAGUGGAAAGGAGGUGCACGUCAUCACAGACGAAGAAAGAAACACAUUUGGACUGAACGACGCUAGGCUCAAAGAGGCUGUUGAGAAAACCUUUGGAAAAAGACCGAACGAUGUGUUCCUAUGCAGCCCAACUCCUUGGGGCGACCUCUACAAAACUUACAAUUGGAAGCAAGUCAAAACCAACAUGAUACCGUUCUCGGCCGAGAUCACUGAAAUGACGGCGCAACCGAGUAUUGUCAAGACAGCAAAGUUCACGAACAACAGCAGCGACGCAGCUACGUAUAAUGUUGCCGUCAGCGAAACGGUGAGCAACACGUCGACCAGUACAUGGAACACAGGAGGAAAGUUUACCACGUCUCAGACCAUCAAAUACGGUGUCAAAGUUCUUGGCAUUGGUGGCGGGGGCGAAACAUCAUUUUCCUUCGAGCAUUCGUGGGGAGAAGGCGGUUCGAAUUCACAACAAGUUACGUUGGGAUCAACAGUCGGUGUCAACGUAGAGCUUCAGCCAGGGAAAGGUAGAGAAAAUGUUUUGACAGCUACUCGAGGGGUGAUGAAAGCCCGAGUUACAUACAAGGCGCAUCUGAACGGUGGAAUAACUGCCAACUAUAAUCCAAGAUAUAAAGGUCAUCACUUCUAUUGCUUCGCUGUGGCUCAUGUCAUGGCCCAGGCUGGUAUUUCUAACAGCAUCACGUCAACCGAAGACAUUGAAAUCGGAUACUACUCCGACAGCACAAUUGACAUCAGAGAUCUCUAAUAGACGCUCCCUGACUCUGGCUAUCUGAUAAAUACGUUACAACCGUUUGUUGUCUAGUUAGAACGGUUGUUUUCUGACUCAAUGUAUUCUGCACG